AUGUCCACUUUUGCUUUCUUGUUGCUCUGCAUCCAGGCAUGCCUCAUCCAGCAAGCCUACAGCCAAAUUUAUGGCCUCAACAGCUAUGGACCAUCCUACGGCGCUGUGGGUUACGGCGGAUGCGCUGGCUACGGCGGUGUGGGUAACGGCGCUCUCGCCGUCGCUGGAGAACUGCCAGUCUCUGGCACCACCGUCGUCACUGGCGCCGUGCCAGUGCUUGGCGCUGUGACCUUCGGUGGCAGCGUGCCAGCUGCUGGCGCCGUCUCCAUCUCUGGCAACUGCGGUUGCGGUGGUGUUCCCUAUGGAAGUUUCUAA
This is a messenger RNA of Amyelois transitella, 315 nucleotides long. Its product is annotated as chorion class CA protein ERA.1-like. Gene Ontology annotation, biological process: chorion-containing eggshell formation; multicellular organism development. Gene Ontology annotation, molecular function: structural constituent of egg chorion. The record is from RefSeq and is a predicted model, not a curated record. Gene Ontology annotation, cellular component: egg chorion. Lineage: Eukaryota; Metazoa; Arthropoda; Insecta; Lepidoptera; Pyralidae. The transcript is spliced from 3 exons. The coding region runs from base 1 to 315 and encodes 104 amino acids.